AUGGACAGGUUUAGCAGACAGAGCGGCAGCCGACCGGUGGUAUUCGUAGCGUUACUUCUAUUGCUUAUUGCAGAAGUGGAAAAUGUGAUGGGAAUUAAGUGUUACCACUGCACUGUGGCACCACCGAGUCGUCAUCAAAAUAACACCAAAACGCAGCUAUGUUCCAAAUUCGACGAAUCCAGCUACUAUGAAGUGGACUGCCCUUGGUCAACCAUGUGCAUGAAGCGUAUUUUUAAGCUGAAACUAUUGAAGGGCGAACAAGAGACGGUGAGCCGUGGUUGUGCCCAGCAGAAAAACACGGAACAGGUUUAUAAAUCCGGUUCCUGGACGCCGCAGCACAAUAUCGAGGAACCGUACACGGAGGGUUGCCAAACGAUAGACGAUUCAAUGUACUGUUUUUGCCGGGGGUCUCUCUGCAAUUCGGCCACGAAAGUAUCAGAUAGAGCCAACUAUCACACGGACGCGAUGGCCGUUAUAUUUGUGUUUAAUGUGAUGAAAUACAUUCGCAACAUAGAGCACUAA
Messenger RNA from Anopheles marshallii, 522 nucleotides. RefSeq lists its product as uncharacterized. The record is from RefSeq and is a predicted model, not a curated record. The transcript is spliced from 3 exons. Gene Ontology annotation, biological process: regulation of synaptic transmission, cholinergic; sleep; positive regulation of voltage-gated potassium channel activity. The coding region runs from base 1 to 522 and encodes 173 amino acids. Lineage: Eukaryota; Metazoa; Arthropoda; Insecta; Diptera; Culicidae.